This is a messenger RNA of Lathyrus sativus (Indian pea), 1413 nucleotides long. Lineage: Eukaryota; Viridiplantae; Streptophyta; Magnoliopsida; Fabales; Fabaceae. The record is from the annotation of a GenBank genome assembly.
AUGCCAGCAGUUAAAAUGGUGGCUAAAUCACCUAUCACUCCCAAAAAAGAUGGGAAGUAUCCUCGUGUGUCUCAUAAGUCAGAUAGAAUAUGCAAUAAAGUAUACAAAAGACAGCGUUCCAUGGUUGGAGUUACCAAUGAAGUGGAAAGUUUAGAUCUAUCCGGCCAAAAAUCUCGUAAUGAUGGUUUUUUUGUAAAUAAAGAAUCUCCAAAGGAGGGUGACAAUGAAGAAAACCAAAUGUCUUCCAAUAUAGAUACAUUUGUGGGGCAGAACCGUCUCUCAUUCAAUGGCUGUGCAGAGUUAGUAGUAGAAACGGAUUCUUUUCCGGUUUCUGUUCCCGCAAUCUCAGAUUCAGAUGCGUUGUUAGCUUAUUUUAACAGGCCUGACGAUAACCUAUUCGAUGGAGUUAAUAGGGAGGAAAUCAAUACCCAAGCUGAUCGAGUGGAUGCUAAUAACUUUUCCAAUUUCCAAACACCUGAUUCGCUGGACUUGUAUAUGAAUCAAACAUGUUUUGAUGGGUUUUCCUUUGACGGGAUGACUUUAUUUGAUGAUAGUCUCUACUAUAGUAUCCUUAACGAUCUUGAACUUAUUGAGACAAAUAUGACGUAUGAUCUUCCUGCGUUUGAGGACACCAUAGGAGCACCAAAUUACCAGUAUGUAGAGUCUCCUGAAGAAGUUCAUGAGCAGAUUCCAGAUUCUUCAUGGUUCAAUUCCAUUUGCCAUCAGGCCAAGCCAGUCACGGAAGAACUUGAAGUCAAGUCCUGUCAGAUUGAUUCUGAGAGAAUAGAUUAUGCUGAUCAAGAGAUAAUGAUAAAAAACUUCUUGGAGGUAUCUGACGAGUCUAACUUGUUGCCAGCUCUAGUAAGCAAGGAGACGAGGAAAACCAAGCGUGUCACCCUUGUUCUUGAUUUGGAUGAAACACUGAUCCACUCUACAAUGACACAAUAUGAUAGUGGUGCUGACUUCACAAUUCAAAUUUUACUUGAUAAGGAGUACAUUGUUUAUGUCCGAAAAAGGCCCUUCCUCCAUGAGUUUUUGGAGAGAGUAUCAAAGAUGUUUGAAAUCAUCAUUUUCACAGCUAGUAAAAAGAUUUAUGCUGAAAAGUUGCUAGAUGUUCUUGAUCCUGAAAAAAAGAUUUUUUCUCAUCGAGCAUACAGAGAUUCGUGCAUCUUUCAAGAUGGUACCUACACCAAAGAUUUGACUGUUCUUGGAAUUGACCUUGCAAAAGUAGCCAUAGUAGACAACUCUCCUCAGGUGUUCAGGUUGCAAGUUAACAAUGGAAUUCCUAUAGAGAGUUGGUUUGAUGAUCCAUCUGAUUCUGCCUUAAUGUCUCUUCUUCCUUUUCUGGAGAAACUGGCAGAUGUAGACGAUGUCCGCCCCAUUAUUGCAGAGAAAUUUGGGAAUAAAUUUUAG